CUGAAGAAGUUAUUGCAACAAUCAGAACUACUGUGGCAUUUGGAAACCAGAAAAAACUUUCUAAAUUAUAUGAUGUACAUUUGGAAAAAGCUAAAGUUCAAGGCAUAAAAAAAUCUAUAGUCAGGGGUACUUCAAUUGGUUUCAUCCAAUUUUUUGUUUAUACAACAUAUGGCUUGGCUUUUUGGUUUGGAUCAACUUUGAUUUUAUCUGGUGAAUUGGCUCCUGGAAGUGUUAUAAAUGUAUUCUUUGCUGUGUUGAUGGGAGCUUUCUCUCUUGGAAAUCUUGCACCUGAGAUUCAAGCUUUUAGUUCUGCAAUUGGUGCAGGUUCAAAAAUUUUUGAAACAAUUAACCGGGUUCCAGUAAUUGAUUCUUUGUCUGAGGAAGGUGAACAACUUGUAGAUGGUGUUCAAGGUCACAUAGAACUUAAAAAUAUUUCUUUUGUUUAUCCUGCAAGGCCUGAUGUUCAAACUUUGGAUAAUGUUUCAUUGAAUAUUCCAGCUGGUUCCACUGUGGCUUUGGUUGGUUCAUCUGGGUCAGGAAAAAGUACAAUUGUAUCACUUGUUCUCAGGUUCUAUGAUCCUGUUACGGGAAGUAUUACAAUUGAUGGUCAUGACAUAAAAUCAUUUAAUUUGAAAUGGCUACGCAGACAAAUGAGUUUGGUGGACCAAGAACCUGUACUUUUCAAUACAACAAUUGCUGAAAAUGUUUCUCAUGGUUUGAUUGGUUCAGAGCAUGAGCAGCUUGAUAAUGAAAAAAAACAUGAAAUGAUUGAAACUGCAUGUAAAAUGGCAAAUGCACAUGAUUUCAUUAUGAAUUUACCAAACAAGUAUGACACAAUGGUUGGUGAAAAUGGAUUCUUAUUAUCUGGUGGUCAAAAACAACGUGUAGCAAUUGCUCGUGCUAUUGUUAAAAAUCCAAAAAUUUUAUUACUUGAUGAGGCUACAAGUGCUCUUGAUACCAACAGUGAGGGAAUUGUACAAGGUGCUCUUGAUAAAGCUUCACAAAAUCGUACAACUAUAGUCAUUGCCCAUCGUUUGUCAACAAUCAAAAAUGCAACAAAAAUUAUUGUAAUGGAUAAAGGUGUUAUUGUUGAAUCUGGUAAUCAUAAUGAACUUAUGGCAAAAGAAGGUUACUAUUUUAAAUUGGUUGAGGCCCAACAUAUAAUAAGUAAAACUGAAGAAUCAUCAUCAUUAUCAAUUCUAACCAAAAGACAAGAGGAAAAUUUUCCUGAUGAUGAAGAUAUUCAAAUAAGUUGCACAGUUACAAAUAAGUCAGCAUCAUCAGCAAAAAUAUCUAAAAACUUGGCUGAUAUUGAAUCUGGUAUCAAGAAAGAUAGCGAUUUUAAAACAUUUGAACUUGUAAGAAAAGUGGCUGCUAUAAAUCGACCAGAACUCCCAUUAAUAUUUUUUGGAUUAUUUGGUGCUAUUGUAGCUGGUUCUGUUUAUCCAGCAUUUGGUAUAGUAUUUUCAAAAAUUGUACAAGCAUUUGCUACAACUGGUGAUGAAUUAACUCAUGAGGUCAGAUUUUGGUCACUUAUGUUUUUGGUUAUUGGUGUUAUAACUAUGUUGGCUCAUUUUAUACAAGGGAUAUCAUUUGGGCUUUCUG
Molecule: messenger RNA, 1605 nt
Organism: Entrophospora candida
Lineage: Eukaryota; Fungi; Glomeromycota; Glomeromycetes; Entrophosporales; Entrophosporaceae
Source: the annotation of a GenBank genome assembly